UACACUAGAAAAUCCUAAGCAGGCUGUAGCUGAGAUUUUCGAAAGUUUUUGUCUUCUGAAAAAAUGGACCUUUUACAUUAAACCUUUGUGUAUAUGUAUCAAAUGUUACCCAGAGCGGACCUUUUCCGGCAAAAAGGGCGGUUAGUUCGAACCCCACGACACCCCCCUCCCGGCUUUGGGCCUUCGAGGUUCGUGUCUGACGCCCUUUCAACUGUACUAAUUCCUAACGAAAGCUGUAUAUUCAAACAGAACGUCAACACGAUUUGUUGUUGCGCGCGUCAGUCCAUACAUAAGUACCUGAAUAGGGACAAAGGGCUCUACCUCCUACUAGCGGAUUAAAGAAUGGCACGAGUCAUUUUGGUAUAAUAAAGUUCAAUGUAACUUUUCAAUCUGUUUUGUUUGUCUUUAGAAGUAGGGUCACUCGGUUGACUCAGGGAAUACAGUGAAGUAGCGAGAUUUUUGGUUAGAUAAGAUCACGUUUUUAUACCAAUACAAUGUAUUUUUAGAUAGUUAUAUCUUUCAUAAUCCAAGAUACUUCUUCUUGUCUUUCAAAAACAUACUUUGGACACGUAUGGUAUUAUCAGUGAAAAAUAAACUAAAAAGAAAGGAGAAGAAUAUAAGAUUUCUUCGGGAAAACGCAUGUAAUGGAGCAGAAAUGUAAUAAGCAUUUCAAACAAAUCUAAUGAAUGCGUUCAUUUCAUCAAACUUGACCUAAAGUCAACGCAGACUGUUAUUUCAACAACUACGCGCGCUAGUCUUAACAAAACAACAACAUCUUAACAAUAGGUCUGAGGUAUUAAAGACUUGUAACUACAGAAAGUUUGUUUGAAAUAUAAAUAGACACCAUACUCUGGUAAGUUACAAGUAACGACACAAGCCGCCAUACCCUAUGCUUGAGUACAGUGACAGCAGUACUUCCAGAACAGGAUGGCUAAUUAAGAUAUUCACUCACUUUGGAUUAAGGACUAUUUAAUGCCUGUUCACAGCUCACGUAUAAGUAAGGAUGACACCGUAAUGACUACGUGACGCUUAAUAUAAUAUCGUCGUAGUGCCAGAAGCAAGAGUAGCGGCAGAUCGGUCAAAAUGGUCUUUCGACAGGCGAAGUUACAGUGUACCCAAGGAGAGUGAAUGUGAAUCAAACUGAGGACUAUAAAAGACUUGCUGAUCUAAACCAUAUACCGAGAAAAAAAGGUUGGUGUCCCGGCAGCGCAGAAAUUUCCGAGUACCGAUUUAAAUCUCUAUUUUGUUCUACUGCACCCGAGGAGCCGCUGAUUGAGAAGGAUUGUAAUUCUGUCCUGAUAUCUCUGAUUAAUGAGGAAAUCAACAGACAUUCAAAUGAAACUGACCUAUUAAAUGGCACUGAAAAUAUUUCAAUUUACAAUAGAGCAAACAAAAGAGCAGCAAUAUUUCCCCAAAACAGCUAAUUCAUAAUCAAAAGUAUUUUGAGAGAAUCAAAACCAUGUCAAAGAGAAAACCAAAGCAGCCCGUCGCCAUAGAGGUGAACCCGAUGGACAAAAUUGUGUCGCAUGCAAGGAAGAAAAAUCUCGGACAAGGCAGUGUAGAGGAGACCAUAGACUGCCACACCCAGAUCACAGCCCAUCACUUCACGGGGCCCAUCCAGAGACUCUGGCUCACCAUCCCAGACGUGGACAAGAGGGUACUACAGGGCAUGCAAAAAUUCGUACAAAACGAAUCAAAACUGGAUUUUACAAAUGCCAAAAUCUACGUGAUUGGUCUGAAGGUCUGCCUUGUGCUCCACUGUGGAGAUUGUCGAAAUCAGUACAUAGCCACUCUUGACGACAAGGACAAGGUCGCCACCUAUUGUGAGAAGAAAGGGUUGCGUAUAAAAUCAAAACUUGGAGUAAGGAUCAUAUGGAACGAGCCUCCGCCAAAGAAGGUAGCACCUCCACCCAAGGACAGUGAUGACGAGUCCUCGGACGAAUUCUAAAUGAAUAAUUCCCACAAAAAAUUAAAAAAAGAAAACUGAGAAAUGCAAACAAAGACGGCACCUCAGUCACAAGUGGUAAUCCUUCUGCAAGGAUUUACUUGACAGUUAUCAUCUCGACGCCCAUGGCAUACCACAGCCCGGAUUAUCUAUUCAACAAUGGGAAUUUUUAAUGGAAUAAACACUUAGACACUUACAUAUAGGGGCCUACUGGAGAGUGUGAACUGACAUUAGAAACGUAGACCCCAUUUCCAGAAGUUAGAUCUAUCUACUUUAGA
Messenger RNA from Lingula anatina, 2223 nucleotides. RefSeq lists its product as uncharacterized. The record is from RefSeq and is a predicted model, not a curated record. Lineage: Eukaryota; Metazoa; Brachiopoda; Lingulata; Lingulida; Lingulidae.